Messenger RNA from Lates calcarifer (barramundi perch), 2505 nucleotides. RefSeq names its product eukaryotic translation elongation factor 1 epsilon 1 (gene eef1e1). The transcript has 4 exons. The record is from RefSeq and is a predicted model, not a curated record. Gene Ontology annotation, cellular component: cytoplasm; aminoacyl-tRNA synthetase multienzyme complex; nucleus. NCBI's taxonomy places the organism in Eukaryota, Metazoa, Chordata, Actinopteri, Centropomidae. Gene Ontology annotation, biological process: positive regulation of DNA damage response, signal transduction by p53 class mediator. Bases 57 to 578 code for a protein of 173 amino acids.
CUUGACACUUUUACCCAAUCAGGUCAGACGUUCACUGUACUCAGACAGUCUGAAACAUGGCGUUGCGGGAGCUAUCAUCGCUGGAGAAAUAUUUAGGACUUAAAAAGCCGAACAAGUACAGUACUCAGGGGGAUAAAAAGGUACCCGUGUUACAGAAUAAUAAUGGUCCUCCAUUGGUGGGGCUGGUGACAAUUGCCUGUCACCUGGUGAAAGAGGCCAAGCGCCCAGAGCUGUUGGGUGACUCCACAGAGAGCAGGGCUGUGGUGCAGCAGUGGCUGGAGUACAGAGUCACCAAUUUGAACGGAUGCACAAAGGAUGAUAUGAAGACUGUCCUGAAGGACCUCAACAUCUACCUGCAAGACAAAGCCUAUCUGGCAAAAAACCAGUUCACCCUAGCUGAUAUUCUCAUGUACUAUGGAAUCCAACCACUCAUAGUGGACUUGGCCAUUCAGGAGAAGGAGCAGUAUGUGAAUGUGACAAGGUGGUUUGACCACAUCCAGCACUACCCCGGUGUCCGACGCCACCUCUCUCCAGUAGUUGUGCUCAGGAACAGAAUUUACACCAGCAGACACCACUGAGAUCUGAUCAGACCCAACCCAACCUGACUGACCACAACUCUUCUGUCCUUUGGACGAGAUCAUGUCAUAUUAUUUUCUGAAAUCCAAGAGUGUAUCCUAUCAUCGUCACAAGUUGAGGAUGUAUUCACGGUCAUUUCUAGCCAAGAAUUUCUUUUAUUACUUUUUUUUUUUGGAUCGUUAUUCCUGCCUGUAUGUUUUUUUUUCUGGUCACACACACACUUUCUUUGUGUCUUGUAUUCUUUAAAAGAUACAUUUAACAAGGGAGAUUGGCAAAGAACAAAAAAAACCUUGUCUUUUAGGUACAAAAACUCCUUUAAGGGAAUUCUUGCUAAUAAAUAUAGUUCAGUUCACAUUCUUUAAAAAUGUCAGUGUUUUUAAUAAUUUAAUUUAUCAAGAGUUGGGAGUGGAAGCAAAGAGGUCAUUUGUCAUCUUAACCUCAGUUAUUUAAUCACACUAACACUAUUUAUAAGGAGUUUGGUGUCUUAACCCUUAUUAAGCAGUGAGGGAGCAAUGAUGUGAGACAGUUACAUUUUUGUCCUGUGUUGACAAUGUUAGUGGGUCUUUUGGAAGCCUACGGUUAUUUUCUAAGGGAAGGCUGUACAGGUUAUGGCAACGUGGAAAGUAAAUGCUGCUAGCUUGUUAAAAAGGUGUUUCUAUUUAUAAUUGGUGGUUAACUGGUAAGUUUUGUGCAUCUGAGCCUUGAAUAUGCGAUUACAGGUAUUACAGGUUCAAAUAAGACUUAAUCUAAUGUUACUUAACUGGCAGCACAUUAUGUCCUUAGGUAAAACAUCUUCUUUCAUGCCAGAUCAAUGCAUUUUUUUUUCACAUCAGUUUGUCCUAAUAAGUGUGGUUGCUGGUUCAACACCAUAACCCCAUAAUAAUCACUGUAACUGCCGAGUCACAUUUUUGCAGUCUACCAUCAACAAAUUUAGUUAGUCUCUCAGCUUCCAUCCCUGACAGGACUGUGGUGGAUUUUGUUUGUUUUUUGUUUUUACCUUUUCUCUUUAAGUUUUUUUUGUCUAUCAUAUCCAACUCCCAGCCAUUUCAGUGGAUAGUUUAGUUUUUCUUUUUGUGUGUGCGUUCGUGAUUAUAUCCCGCUCUCUGUUCCACUUCCUCACCAGUCGUGUGGGCAGCAGUGAGCAGUUGAGCGUCAGCCGCAGAGUCAGAGAUCAGAGUGAGGCUCCAAUCAGUCCCACUACCACCACUGUUGAUGCUGCAGGCCAGAGAGAGGGCAGCGGGCUCACCAGCUGCCACACAGAUCCAGCCAGCCAAGGCCAGAACCCAGGCCCCUAGGCGACAGUCAGCCACUGUGUGUCAUUUCAACCCUUACGCUCCCACGGGGCUACUGGAGAGAGAAAGAGGAAGGGAGGGAGGGAGGCCACAGAGAGAGAAAAAGAGCACCCAGAGGCCAAGGGAUCUUUUUGUGACAUGUGAACAAUGAUCCGUGCCUCCGAAAGCCUUACUGUUGCUGGCUGGAUGUUUGCUAUUAGCAUCAUUAAUGGGCCAAGUUAUGGCAAUGGCAGUAGAACCUGUAAAUUAACUUCCUGAAGGCUGUGUUAGACAACCUUAGGAACAUUAGGAAAAUAAGUAAUGAUUAGAGGAAUAAGUCUCAUUUAAAUUCAGUACACUUUCCCAAUUUCCAUUGGUUUUGCAUUAAAAGAAACACAUACCCUGACUAAAAUCUUUGAGCACAAAAAUGGACAGUUCUAGUCUAUGGAUAAUUCUGAAUGAUGUUGUUUUUCGAAAAACUAUUUUCUUUACUGUCUUCCUCUGUGUAAAUGCUCCCAUUUCAGCCAUGUUUUUAAUUUUCUCCAUACUAACUGGCUCAAGGCAUCUUGGUGUCUGUUGCUAACAGUUGCAGUGAUUUCAUUACUGUUGUAUGAUGUUCAUCCUGUGCCAAUAAAUCAAAGGGAUACACAGCUCAUGA